Funneliformis geosporum is the source of this 303-nucleotide messenger RNA. NCBI's taxonomy places the organism in Eukaryota, Fungi, Glomeromycota, Glomeromycetes, Glomerales, Glomeraceae. The record is from the annotation of a GenBank genome assembly.
AUGUUUAUUACACAAAAAGAUGAAUCUGAUCAAUCAAAUACAUUAUAUUCAGAAUCAUCAAGUCAAAUUAUAAAAAAUUGGAGUAAAAAAGUUGUAAACGUAAAAAAUAAUUUAAAAUCCUUCAAUCAGUAUCGGGAAGCUGCAGAUGCACAAAAUAAGCUUGCAAUAUAUGAAAAUGAUGAAGGAAAAGAGAAAAGUUUAGAAAAGGCAUUUUAUAUGUAUGAAAAAGCCACUGAAACUAAUGAUGCAGAUGUACAAUACAGUCUUCUUGUUGCAAAUUAUAAUGAAAAGGCAUUUCAUUAA